Molecule: messenger RNA, 4518 nt
Organism: Penicillium soppii
Lineage: Eukaryota; Fungi; Ascomycota; Eurotiomycetes; Eurotiales; Aspergillaceae
Product: FG-nucleoporin NUP159
Exons: 4
Coding region: 1-4518 (1505 amino acids)
Biological process (GO): RNA export from nucleus; protein import into nucleus
Cellular component (GO): nuclear pore
Molecular function (GO): structural constituent of nuclear pore; protein binding
Source: RefSeq, a predicted model, not a curated record
AUGGCUUUCAGCUUUAAUGCUUCGAACCCCGCCGGGGCAGCCACUUCUGCGGAGCUUGGUCCAGAGCUUCCCGAUGUUUUUACGGAUGAAAUCGGCUUCAAGGGUGUCUCCGGCGAUGCCAAUAUCCGCUUCCUUCCUACUGCUUGGCCCGACGACGCGCUUCCUGCUCCCACCUCGUCCCUACUGGCUGUCGCGCAUACCAAAGGUCUCAUUGUUGGCGCUGGACCUGAUGCGCUAGUUAUCAGCACAACUGAAGUCGUUAGAAAUUCAAUCGAAGCGCCGGCCGGAGCAGAUAAGGAAAAGACGAAGGCUUUUCAACCUAUCGCCACAAUACCUCUGCCCUCUCGUCCCACUCAUGUGGCAUUUACUCCGGGCGACGACGGAUUGAUUCUCGCCACAGAGAAUGGAGCUUCUCUCUCCGUCUUUGAUACAAAAACCCUUGCGCAAGGAAAUGCACAACCAGCAAUUUCGAUCCCAACAAACGGCGUGUCACUACGUGCUCUUGCGCCUAAUCCUGAUCCCACGUCGACGCUUGUUGCGCUAGUCACUGUGAACGGCGAUCUUCUGAUUGCUGAUCUCAAAGCUGGGAACUUGCUUCCUGGACCUAACGGUCCGGUCCUCAAGGAUGGCGUGAGCUCUGUCUCAUGGAGCAACAAAGGAAAGCAGCUUGUAGCAGGAUUGGCCGACGGUACUGGAUACCAGAUGUCCCCGGAUGGAGCGAAGAAGGCCGAAGUUCCCAGACCUUCGGACUUGGAAGGGGAUUGUCAUGUCUCGGCCGUUUCAUGGCUUGAGAAUGAUGUCUUUUUCAUGACAUACACCCCCAAUGCUAUGGAAGACGAUAUGGGGAUGAACCCAGCUUCUUCGUACUAUAUCAUCACGCGGCGCAAGCAGCAACCUUUCCUUAUCCAAAAAUUGCCCGAAAUUUGUUCCACCAUGGGCUUCAUGCUAAAGCGUGCCCCAGCGUUCCAAUUUAUCACAAGGAUCAGAGAUUAUAAACCGCAUCUGAAAGACGUCUUGAUUGUCUCGUCAACUGCAUCGACUGAUGUUGGACUCAUUACGCGAUCCGAUCAGCCCUUGGCCAAUGAUGAAAGAACAAAGCAUCAUGUUGGGCAGUUUAUGACCACAGAAGUAAACGAUGACACCAAACGAGCAAGCAUCCCAUUGAAGGAGUCUGGUGAUGAGACAUCAGUCAUUGGUCUGGCACUCAAUCUGUCGGCCACAAAGAAUGUCAUUGCGCCGCUUCCUGGUUCAGAAAUAAUGGAGAGCUCAACACCUCUUCCUGGUAUUCUCCUCUUGAAUAAUGAGGGUAUACUUUCAUCUUGGUGGUUUAUUUACGCCGAUUCUAUUCGCCAGAAUACGCCUUAUUCUGGGUUAAUUUCGUCUGGUCAGGUACCCCAACCUCAACAAGCUCCAGCUCCCACUCCAGCCCUUGCCCCAGCUAUGGCAACCGCUUCCACACCAAAACCCUCAUUUGGUCAGCCAUCAUUCGGAGCCUCACCGUUCGGACAGCCAGCUUUUGGAAAGCCAGCAGCCGCUUUUGGAAGCCCGUCGAUGGGUGCUUCAACCAUGGGCGCGACUGCCUUCGGAAAACAAAGUGCUCCAGGGUUUGGUAGUCCGUCCCAGCUUGGUGGAAGCUCUUCUCCCGCCUUCGGAAAACCAUCCGUCCCAGGUCCCGCAUUCGGGACACCAUCUCAGCCAGGAGCAGCCCCUGCAUUUGGGGCUCCAAGUACCCCGGGAGCGCAGUUUGGAAAGUCUGGGUUCGGAGCCUCCGCAUCUGCAUUUGGACAGACUAGUGCUCCGGCAAAUCCUUUCGGGGCAACUGGUGGUGGCUUUAGCUCCUUCUCGGAUGGAGGUGGCUUCGGUAGUCUUGCAUCUGCAAAGCCUACAGGCUCCCCAUUUAGCGCGAAACCGACAGGCGAGGCACCGGCUGCUGCAAAACCGGCGAGUGAUUCGCCAUUUGGUGCUAAGCAGCCGAGCCAGUCACCCUUUGUCAAGCCUCCCACAAGUGGCAGUGCUUUUGGCCAGAGCUCCAGCUCACCAUUUGGAUCAAAGCUUCAAGCUGAUACCUUCAAGGGGGAUGGUUCGGCUGCCAACGAUGGUCCGAAACCAGACAAGCCUUCGUCUGGACCAUUUUCAUUUGGCAACUCCUUUGACAACAUGAUGUCUUCGCCAAAGGGGAGCCCUUCCCCAAGUGAAUCCAUGGAUGAUACUGAAGACAUAGAGCCCGUGGAUAAGAGUACCUUUUCAAUCUUUGGUGGAGCGAAGAAGCCUGAUUCACAGACCCCCACGUCAAUGUUCGGCUCGAACACGUUUUCUUCAAAGGCUAAAACCUCAACUCAGAACAAGUCAACGUUUUCGAUGUUUGGCAACAAUACUGACCAAAACCGACUGACUAGCCCAUUGUCAGCCCCAUCUGACAAGACAGAGACUCCAAAGAAGGAGUUAUUUGGCGCUAGCAUUGAUGCUAAUACCCCCCUGCCCCCUGACUCUACUAGCCGGGCUAGUUAUGCCGCCGGUGAUACAUCUGCUUCUUCCAACGUUUCAAAGAGCUCUGUUGAAGAUGCCCCGCUUCCUCCAGAUUUCACCAAACCAAAGAAGUCUUCACUUAAACCUGAGAAUGAUGCUCCGCUUCCUCCGGAUUUCCUUUCGCAGAAGAAGUCUGCGCCCAAGACAAAUGAUGCUCCUCUGCCGCCCGACUUCAUUUCCCAAAAGAAGACUGCGCCGCAAGCAGCCGAUGCUCCUCUUCCCCCAGACUUUUUAGCAAAGCCUAAGAAACUCGAGGCCCCGGUUGUCCCUGAGGAUGCACCACUGCCCCCAGACUUCACUUCAGAGCCGAAAGCCAAGUAUUCCGAAGAGGCAGUUCCGAUUCCCGAUGGCUCUGACGAUUUCGGUGGCUCCGAUGUAGACUCUGUUUCUGAUGCCGCGGACGAGUCAGAUUUCAACGACAGCGGAGAAGAGAUUACUCAUGAUGAAGCGAAGACCGCUAAGCCGAAGCCAUCAACAGAGACAUCAUUCGGUGCGGUUUCCGACAAAAGCUCCACAGGUGGAUUUUUCACCGCCCCUCCUAAGCCCGCUGAGGAUAAAGCUCGUCUCCCACGACAGCUCUUUGAUAUGCCUAAGCAGCCGCUUCUUCCGCCUCCUGGUCCCAUCGCUCAAAGCAAUCGCGAACCCUACCGGUCACCCAGUCCGGUUCGUCACGGUGGAAAAAAGACCACAGUCUUUCCUUUAAAGCCUCCCCACCGUAAGGGGUCCGCAAGCGCCGUGCAUUCUCGCAAAGAAUCUCUUACUCAUCUUGCUGAGCGUGAUGGUCUUUUGCGAAAGGCUAGCGAUCUUAAGGAGCAGGAGGUACAUGAGCGCGCUCAUGCCGCGGCUCAGAAACACGAAGAUGAUGUCCUAUCCUUGUCGGAUGACGACGAGGAUGACAGACUCCGUGAAGAACUGGCUCAGCCCGUUGAGCCAGUUGAUACACUGGAUCCAUUCUUGCCUCACCAAAACUACAUGAGUGAGACCGCGAAGCCAGGGAUCGCGGGUCAGGUUGAACGACUCUACCGUGACAUUAACUCGAUGGUUGACACUUUGGGUAUCAAUGCUCGCUCUCUGGCUGGGUUCCUUUUGCACCAGCAGCCCAAGAAAAAGUCUAAUGUUGAUGAAUGGGUAAUGGUCCUCAAAAGUGACCAACCCGCUGAUAUACUUGAUACCAAGAUGGUCUUGAAGGACAUCGAGAAAUUUCAAGACAUGAUCAAGUCAAUUGAAAAAUCACUCAACGACCAACGCGUGCAAGGAGUGGAUCAAAAGCUGGAUGCCUGCCGGGACCUUCUCACAAAGGAUAUCGUUACGCUAUUGGCCCAGUUUGUCAGCAUCCGCAAGAUUCUCGACGCGCACACUGACACCGUUUCCAUUCUUGAGGCGCCACUCUCAGCUGAACAAGGUGCACUCCAACACGAUCUUCGCACGACCUACACACACAUGCAGGCCCAAACGGCCGAUCUCGAGCAGGCGGUCUCACUCCUACGCGCAAAACUCGCCGAUGUUUCACAGGUGAAGGGUGCAGCCCGGAACCGACCAACUGUUGAGGCCGUCACCAAGACCAUCGGCACAAUGAUGAGCAUGGUCGAAGGCAAGAGCACAGACAUCGAUGUUCUCGAGUCCCAAAUGCGCAGGCUUGGCGUGAACGUUGCCUCCGCCGGUUCCUCCAGCCGUGAAGGUUCGCCCUUCACUACUCCCCGCAAGAAUGCUGCUGGUCGAUUGCCCACAACCCCUGGGUCGCGUGGCUCGAUUGACGGCAGUGCCUAUCAUACCCCUGAGUCCGCCUCUCGCGGUCUUAACUUCCGAGCUAGUGUCAAUGGCUCUGUAAGACGGAGUCGUCUCCGCAGCGUGGAAGGUGCAGGCGAGUUUGAUGCGCAGGAGGACGCAAUUGUCUACAAGAGGAGGAAGUCCCGUCGUCAGCACUUGAACGCCAACUUGAAGAAGGCAUUUGAAGACAAGCAGACGAAGGUGCGUGCGGUUGAUGAAUGGUAG